UUACCGGCAAGUGGAGUAUGUGGAUGUUGAACACCGGUAACGGGGCGUCCCGCGAAGGGCUUGCCAUCGCAAAGGAGUAGGCUAUACCUUAUUAAAAGAACCGGGGAUGACCGACUACUGAAUACGGGUAAAAUGCUUUUCUUGAGUUUGCUCCUCUUGUUCCCGUCUGCCAGUGAUGCAGUGACUGACCUUUCCGUGACGGAAGCAUCGUUGGUGGUCAGCGCUUCACCUCCGGUUACAUCUUCAGAAGAGUACGGGCAGCCCUGGAUCGCGCUCGCCCGGUCUGCGGAGGAACCGGCGGCCACGAUUACAGAGGACGGAGAGUCUUCUCAUCACCACGGAGGUUACAAUAUACUGCAGUGGGAAUGGAGCUACGUGCAGACACCGUACAUCAUAGCCAGCUGGCUUUUUGUUGCCAGUGUGGCGAAAAUACUGUUCCACCUCUCCCAGCGCUUCACCACAGCUGUCCCAGAAAGCUGUAUGCUGAUUCUGCUGGGUUUGGUACUGGGUGCAGUGGUCCUCAUUGCCAGCAAGAAGCAGCCGUAUCAGCUGGAACCGGGCCUUUUUUUCCUCUUUCUCCUGCCGACUAUAGUGGGGGAUGCAGGGUAUUUCAUGCCAGCUCGGCUCCUCUUCGACAACCUGGGUGCCAUUUUGAUGUACGCUGUAGUGGGCACAUUGUGGAAUGCCUUCUGCACUGGAUUCUGUCUCUAUGGAAUUAAGUUGGCUGGGGUCAUAGAUGAACAAGUUGAGGGAGGGUUGAUGGAGUUUCUGUUGUUUGGAGCUCUGAUUUCAGCUGUGGAUCCUGUGGCUGUAUUGGCUGUGUUUGAAGAAGUCCAUGUGAAUGAGACGCUCUUUAUCAUUGUUUUCGGCGAGUCACUGCUCAACGAUGCUGUCACAGUGGUCUUGUAUAAAGUGUACAUAUCCUUUGUGGAAGUGGGACCAGGGAAUGUUCAAACUGCAGAUUAUUUUAAAGGAAUCGCCUCAUUCUUCAUUGUCAGUAUUGGAGGAACUUUGGUGGGUCUCAUCUUUGCCGUCAUUUUGGCCUUUAUCACUCGUUUUACGAAGAAGGUUCGCAUCAUAGAGCCGCUCCUUAUCUUCCUGUUGGUUUACCUGGCCUAUCUGACUGCAGAGCUGUUUUCUCUUUCUGCCAUUCUUUCAAUGACAUUCUGUGGCAUUGGCUGCAACAAGUAUGUGGAAGCCAAUAUAUCCCAGAAGUCCCGGACCACUGUAAAGUACACCAUGAAAACCCUAACCAGCAUUGCUGAGACAAUCAUCUUCAUCUUUUUGGGCAUCUCAGCUGUGGACACAUCCAAAUGGGCCUGGGACACUGGACUUGUUGUCAGCACACUUAUAUUUAUCUUAGUCUUUCGGGCCAUAGGUGUUGUAGGACAGACUUGGUUCCUGAACUGGUUCAGACUCGCUCCCCUGGACAAGAUUGAUCAAGUGGUGAUGUCAUAUGGUGGCCUGCGAGGUGCUGUGGCUUUUGCUCUGGUGGUACUUUUAGACAAAAAACACGUGAAGGCAAAAGAUUACUUUGUGGCAACAACCAUAGUAGUGGUUUUCUUCACUGUCAUGUUUCAGGGUUUAACCAUCAAGCCUUUAGUGAAAUGGUUGAAAGUGCCACGCAGCACAAACAGAAAACCCACCAUUAACGAAGAGAUCCACGAGCGUGCCUUUGACCACAUUCUGACAGCUGUUGAGGACAUUGCUGGUCUGAAUGGCUACCAUCACUGGAGGGACAAGUGGGAGCAGUUUGACAAGAACUACUUGAGUAAGUUCCUGUUGAGAAAGUCUGUGUACCACAAGAGUGAGCUGUGGGAAGCCUAUCAGAAAAUCAACAUCCGAGAUGCCAUCAGUGUCAUUGAUCAGGGUGGGAACGUGUUGACCUCUGCAAGACUCUCUCUACCGUCCAUGGCUAGCAGAACCUCUUUCCCAGAGGCCACAAAUGUAACCAACUACCUGAGAGAGAAUGGGAGCGGUGUGUGCCUAGACCUUCAGGUGAUUGACACAGUGCCAGGAGCCAAGAUAGAGGAGGAAUCAGAAACACAUCAUGUACUUGCAGUAAACCUCUACCAACCCAGGAGACGGUACCAGUCCCACUACAGUCGCCACUUCAUGACAGUCGGCGACAAAGAGAGACAGGACAGGGAGGUGUUUCAGAGGAAUAUGCGUAAACGCCUUGAGUCCUUCAAAUCCACUCACUACAAGCGCCACAAAAAGGACCGCAGUCAAAAAAAGCAGAAAGGGUCAGAUACUAAAGAUCAAGACAUCAAUGAUAAACCCAGGCGUAAUGUCAGCUGGCAGGACAAAGAUCCAGUAGUGGUACCACUGUGGAUUGAUGAAGACAAACAUUCUGAACCAGAUAAAGAUGAAGACGUGGGCAUCACUUUUGUGGCUCGCAAGACUCCAGAAACACCAAAGGAGAGACCAAAAUCAGUGCCAGCUUCAGUGGAUGUGUGUCAGAGCCCAGUUGCAGCCCCUCCUUCACUCACAUGUGGAGAGAAAAACCUGCCAUGGAAAAGCGGCACGGGUUCCCUCCCUCCCUGUGUAUCUGUGGAGGCCACUAAGAUUAUUCCUAUAGACCUGCAGCAGGCCUGGAAUCAGAGCAUCUCCUCUCUGGAGAGUUUGGCUUCUCCGCCUGCUGCUCCGGAGCCUCUGCACCCACGUGUGAGUGCCCUCUCAUGGCUAGGUGGACCUCUGCGGACCCCUUCAAAGGAGAAAAAUGGUACUGGUGGUGCAGGAUCAGGAAGAAGUACAACAGCCCAGAGUUUAGGCCAGUUCCAGUUUCCUACAAGGAAGGAGGAAGAGGAAGAAGCUAGCCUUUCUCAACAUCAGCAGGAAAUACAGUCACUAAUGUCGUCUUUAAGACCACCACCGCAUGCUGCCCAACCUGCUGGAAAGAGAAGAAACCCUUGUGUUUAUCUUAGGAGUCUGGUGACAGUGCCACCUUCAGGUGGGCAGCCACACAGCAGGAAACCCACCCAACUGUAGAAACUAUAUCUUUCCUAUUGUUUCUUAUCAAUCAUCUUACUUGCAGGCACCAUUUAAUAGCCUUUUCAGGCCAGACUUUAUUUUUUCACUAAAUUGUCACUUUUUAAAAGACUUUAUAAUUUGGUUUCAUUUUUAGCACAAGUACAUUUAAAAAUAGUUUGUAUUGUUUGCUGAGAGUCAAGUGCUUGUGUGUUUGGCAGUUUCUCUCACACAGAAAAACCAUUCCAGUUCCUGUUUGUUUAUUUGUUCAUUAGUUUAAAGUCCUCUGCCCUGUAUUAUAUACCUGUGUAUGUCUGGGUGUCACAAUCUAAAGCUAUUGAACAUAUAUAAGGCUAUACCACAUUCCAAAGACUUUUUGGGUGUGCCCAUAAAACAUUAUUCCUCUUUUAAGCCCCGUUCAGACCGCCAGUGACUUGCAGUGGCAGAGCGACAUGAUCUACAGUAAUUCACUACAAUGGAAGCUUUGCAACUCCCGGUGACACAAGCGAAAGUGGCAAUUGGUGACAGUAUGUGGCCGUGUCCAGCGACGCGACAUGGUUGACAAAAAUUUUACUCUAUGCAAAUCAUAAGCGACUUUUGCGAGUGACUAGUACCAAUGAGAGUGAAGCACUCGCGUCUCUCGUGAGUUGCGGUGGCCAGUACUCGUUUGUUUAUGACAACCAGAAUUAGGAACGUUUCCCAAUGACCUCCUUGAAAGCAUUCCUAAUUCUGGAUUACACACAUUGAGGACGUCGCUGGUGGUCUGAGCGAGGCUUUAUUCAGCCCAAACAUUAAAGUGCAGAGAGCAAAUUGGCAUAUCCUAAUGACAUACAUUUGGGGUGGGACUAUUUGUUUGUCUUACCAAUGGCAGAUUGAGGGGGUGUUAAAAACAUGUUUGGAAACCAAGACCAAUUUUACCAUUUUAUCCAACUAGUGAAAUUACACACAGAAAUGACCCAAUUUGCUUUUAUCUCACAGCUUUAAAUCCUCACUCAAAGGAGAAGUAGUGAUUUCAAUAAGGAACCCUAUCUUUGCCAGGACCCUCAUGCAAAUGAUAUUUACAUUUUUAUAUAACCAUUUUUUUCUGGUUAUAUAAAGGUUAAAUAAAAAAGAGACUGGCACAAAAAGUAACAGGUAUGAAGAAAGCACAUGACCACCGACAUACUCACUAUGUCUUUAAUUCUACUUGACAGCCAUUAUGUUUAUAUUAAUUUUAAAAUUGUAUUAUGAGUAAAUUAUAUGGUAGCUUUCAAUAGAUGUAAAUAUGCAUAAAUAGUCCACACCCACUAGAGUAAUAGGUGAUAAAAUAAUUUUUGACUAAACGGUUCCGUAAAGAACCUUUAACAUCCGAAGAUUAUAAAAAGAUAAGAAAGAAAUGGUUCUUUGAAAAACCCGUGACCAAAAGGAGGAACCAAAAUUGAAUUUUUAAGAGUCUACCAACUCCUAUGCAGCACAUUACCUUUUCUCUGUUGUUGUGUUUUACAAAAUAGCGUUGUCUUAAGUUUUUUUUUUUGUUAGUUAUUAAUGUCAUUAUUUUUUAGUUAUUUAUGCUUGGCUUUCAUUUCUGUUGUUUGUAUGUAAUUCAAUCUACAAAGACAAAAUAACCAAAGUGUUUUGUUUUAUUUCUUUAUUUUAUUUGCUCUAUUAUUUCUAUGUGAUACGAUAUUUAUUAUCACUAACAUAAUCAAUAAUUUAAAAUCACUUUUUGUGCUUUAUUUAGUAGUAGGGGGCUGAAAAAACUGUCACUGUGUUUAUAUUUGUGCCUAAUCAUACAUGUACUGCAGGUUAGAUGUGCUGUAGAAUAUGUAUAUCAUUUACAGAGAGAAUGCACAGACUCAUAUAUGUAAUCUAAUGUAUGUACCAUUAUUUCAGUGAGGUUUUGUGUGUCAAACAAUAUGCAGACAUUGACUUUUGUUUCAACGAAUUCCAGUUUGCCUCAAUUUGCAGUUCUUAUUUAAAGGAAAACUUAGUUUUUUUAAUUUUACUAUGUUCUUACCUCAACUUGGAUGAAUUAAUACAUACCUAUAUUUUUUUCAAUGUGUGCACUUAAUCUUUGUUCAAUGCAUCAUGAAUGUGUUAGCAUGUAGCCUAGCCCCAUUCAUUCCUUAGGAUCCAAACAGGGAUGAAUUUUGAAGCCACCAAACACUUCCAUGUUUUCCCUAUUUAAAGACAAGUAAGUAUGGGGGCACAAAAUAAAAUGUGGUGAUUUUUUAAACAAAUUAAAAAAAGAACUAUAUUGUAUGGUGGGAGAGCACUUAGUUUGCAGCACUUAAAAACAUGGAAGUGUUUCAUGGCUUCUACAUUCAUCCUAAGGAAUUCACCAUGUGCUGUACAAAGAUUAAGUGCACGCAUUAAAAAAAGAUAGGUUGUAUUAAUUUGUCUUAAGUUAAGGUAAGAACAUAGUAAAAUAUUGAUAAAUGGUGGUGUUCUCCUUUAAAGAAUGGCAAAUGCAUAUGUCUUAUGUCUAUUGCAGUGUAUGUCUUAAUACUUUAUAAUUGUUGACAUAUCUUAAAUGAAUAUUAAAAAUACAUAAUUUAGGUUUUGCACUUUAAAUGAAAAGCCAUUUAGCCCAGAAUGCACAUGCAGUGUGGUACCACUUGCUGACCAUUUGUUUUGUUUUUGCUGUCUUGUUGUGUGUAUUUUGAGGAUUGUUGUGCCUUGAAAGUGACUGUGGUAGAAGCAGAGAAAGAGUUGUUGUUGGUCUAUAUUGUGCCUGUAAACAGUAUGGAGGGAUUCUUGUCAUGUUAGCAGAAAUAUUGCCCCAAUCAUUGAUUUAACCACUUGAAACAUAACUGGUAUUUAAUUAAACAACCAAUACAUUAAAAAUGAAUUUUUAGUUCUUACAUAUUUUCACAUGUAAAUGUUUUUAUUUUUGUAGGUAUCUGGAAGAUAUCUGUGGGCCAAAAAUUAAACAAUAGACAGGAAAUCCUUUAUUACGAAUUAUAAAAGUUUUUGUCACUCUAAUUUACUGUUUUAAGAUAAAUAUAUAUAUGCUUGUAUAAUCUAGUCUGUGUCAUUUUCAGCUGGUCUCAGCUGUUCUUUCAUUAGACACCCUGUGAAGGAAAACUGUGGUCAAUAAUAAGGUUAUAUUUAAAUUUAAGCCCAUAGUCCCAGUGGUGCAGGCAGGGCUUCCAUUUUCAGCCCUCAAAAGACUGCAACACAUUUAUGUGCUAAUGUGCCAUUUUCCUUUCUUUGAGCUUUGAAAUAGGUUACAGCCAUUAAAGUGGAGACUUCAGACUGUUUUCACAAACUGACUUGACCUAAAUAAAAGAAAA
Molecule: messenger RNA, 6245 nt
Organism: Paramisgurnus dabryanus
Lineage: Eukaryota; Metazoa; Chordata; Actinopteri; Cypriniformes; Cobitidae
Gene: slc9a5
Product: solute carrier family 9 member A5
Biological process (GO): potassium ion transmembrane transport; regulation of intracellular pH; proton transmembrane transport
Cellular component (GO): plasma membrane
Molecular function (GO): potassium:proton antiporter activity; sodium:proton antiporter activity
Source: RefSeq, a predicted model, not a curated record